Messenger RNA from Coregonus clupeaformis (lake whitefish), 1719 nucleotides. RefSeq names its product homeobox protein Nkx-2.4-like. The record is from RefSeq and is a predicted model, not a curated record. Gene Ontology annotation, biological process: cell differentiation; regulation of transcription by RNA polymerase II. Lineage: Eukaryota; Metazoa; Chordata; Actinopteri; Salmoniformes; Salmonidae. Gene Ontology annotation, molecular function: RNA polymerase II cis-regulatory region sequence-specific DNA binding; DNA-binding transcription factor activity, RNA polymerase II-specific. The transcript is spliced from 2 exons. Gene Ontology annotation, cellular component: nucleus. The coding region runs from base 120 to 1163 and encodes 347 amino acids.
CAAGGCGAUCAAUCGGAUCUCAGGCAUACUACAAGCACUCUCUUACGUAGCCAUCCACAAGGAGAGAGCUACAUCAACACGGUUGAUUUGCUCAACAAAAUCUACCUGCUUUCUGAACCAUGUCGCUGAGCCCAAAGCAUACAACGCCUUUCUCAGUGACUGAUAUUUUGAGUCCUAUCGAGGAGACCUACAAGAAGUUUAGUGGCAUGGACGGCGCAGGGAACCUAACCUCUCCACUGGGAGCUUACCGACAGCCUCAGGUUUCCCAGACUGGCAUGCAACAGCACUCCAUGGGACACAACGCUACCGUGGCGACCACCUACCACAUGCCACACACUGUCUCCCAGUUCUCGCACAGUGCCAUGGGGGGAUACUGCAAUGGGAGCAUUGGCAACAUGGGAGACCUUCCGUCGUACCAGGAAACCAUGAGAAAUAGCGCAGCAGCAACAGGGUGGUAUGGCGCGAACACGGAUCCAAGAUAUUCAACAAUUUCUAGAUUCAUGGGACCUUCCACAGGUAUGAACAUGACUGGAAUGGGGACCCUGACAGGCAUGGGGGACGCCUCCAGGUCCAUGCCACCCCUGCACGCAGCGCCCAGGAGGAAACGACGGGUACUCUUCUCCCAGGCUCAGGUGUAUGAGCUGGAGAGGAGAUUUAAACAACAAAAAUACCUUUCGGCGCCAGAGCGGGAACACCUGGCCAGUAUGAUCCACCUGACACCGACCCAGGUCAAGAUCUGGUUCCAGAACCACAGAUACAAGAUGAAGCGGCAGGCCAAGGACAAAGCGGCGCAGCAACUGCAGCAGGAAAGCAACCUGUGUCAGCAACAACAGUCUCCGAGGCGCGUGGUCGUGCCUGUUCUGGUGAAGGACGGUAAACCGUGUCAGAACGGCUCCAACACGCCAACGCCGAACCAGCAGCAGGUACAGCAGCAACAACAGCAACAGAACGGCUCUGGGGUGCUCCAGGCUUCCAGUAAUGGCAUCAAUCAACAUCAAAACCAGCAGGUCCACUCCUUAGUUCAGGCCCAAGACCUGGAGGAGAUAUCACCUAGCCCUCCUUCACUCCACAGCCAGAUCAACAUGGCGCAGAUAGACACUUCUGCUAUAGACUACACCAAUAACAUGGUCAGCUCCAACCUCCUCUACGGCAGAACGUGGUAGGACCUGCUGUCCUUUUACAUUUUUAUAUUUUAACCUGUGGAUAUUUUAACCUGCGGAUGAGCUUAAGAGAAAACGAGACAUGUAUCAUGUUGAUAUACACAACUGUGCGAAAAUGGAGCCCUUGGGUGGCUGAGAUGACAACACGCUCAGGCGCAUCAGCUGGUCAGGGCACAUUUUCUUGACAUUUCUAAGAGGGAGACAAUUUUUGAACAUUACACGAAAUGGCUGCCCUUGAAACAGAUUGUGUCGUUUAGGGACCUUUUAUAAUCAAUGUGAUGGACUUCCUCAUGAUGUUAACGUAGGUGGGGUCUGGAGGGAAAAGGGAGAGAUAUAGGUGGGAUCAGGUAUGAACUCUCAAGGUACUAAGCCACCCCUCAUUUGCGGUGAUAACCUUGGUAUAAUAUGCUAUUAAUAUUGUAAACUAAUGUAUUCAUUUAGACUUAAAGAAAGUAGAAACUGUAGGCCUAUAUGAAGUUUCAUUCCAAACCGCUAUAUAUCCAUUUUCAGAAAUGUUGGUAAAUUAGCUUUUAUUGUUUAAAUAAUUAAAUUAUGAAAG